GGAUUUUUUGUGUCCAUUAUCUACUGCUUCUGCAAUGGAGAGGUCCAGACUGAAAUCCGGAAGACUUGGCUCCGUUGGACGCUUGCGUUUGACUGGAAGGUUCCUGUAGUUUUAGCGAACUACCGCUACGGGUCGGUCCUGAACAGCAGCGGCGCCAGCGUCCAGUCCCAGCUGACCUCUGUGACCCGCAGUUCUGCCCUCCUCACCAGCAGGGUGUACCGUUGCGCCGGUCGAACCAGUGUCAGCUCGCACACACACGCCUCGCAUAUACACACCACCUUGCCCGGGUACGUCUUCAGCAACUCGGACAUUGAGAGCCUCCCGCCUUCGAUUCCGGAGGAAAACGACGAGGAGGCCAAACACAUCGAUGACAUCACGCUCAAAGAAAGCGCUAAAAGCGUUAACGGCAUCACCGUACGACAGGAUGCCCUCAGCAUCUGUUUCGAAGAGAGUGGACAAAGCACAACCCACGUGGAUUCUGAUGACAUCAUAAAGAGGGACGAUGACGCCACCCCUAAGGAAAUCACUAAAUGCACUGAUGACAUCACGCUGAAGGAUUCUUUAUAUGUGAGGUACUACAGUUUGGAUCAAGAGAAAGAGGAAGUACUUUAAAAAGCAGACUUAAUUUAACGUGAAUUGCCAUUUGCAACCCAUUUAGUUUGGUCAACGUAAAAGGAAAGUCGCCUCAGAAGAAAGAGCUUGG
This is a messenger RNA of Rhinichthys klamathensis goyatoka, 703 nucleotides long. RefSeq names its product parathyroid hormone 2 receptor-like. The record is from RefSeq and is a predicted model, not a curated record. The annotation marks the transcript as partial. The transcript is spliced from 2 exons. NCBI's taxonomy places the organism in Eukaryota, Metazoa, Chordata, Actinopteri, Cypriniformes, Leuciscidae.